GAGCAAGAUGAAUCCAGUGCAGCUGCCGGUCCUCCUCCUUAUGAUAUUGAGUGCGCCGGCAGCUGACCGCCUUGCCACGGCGAGCCCCCCACCGGACCCGGUGCAGUGCUCGUCUAGUGACGGCAAAGCUGACUGCACGGUCUCAAGCGCGUACGGCGUGUUCCCGGACCGGUCGACGUGCAACGCCAGCGCCGUGGUGUACCCUUCCUCCGAGGAGGAGCUGGUGCGCGCGGUGGCGAACGCCACCGCCACCAGGACCAAGAUGAAGGUGACCACCAGGUACUCCCACAGCGUGCCGAAGCUUGCAUGCCCCGGCGCCGGCGACGGCCGGGGCCUCGCCAUCAGCACCAGGUGGCUGAACCGCGUCGUGGGUGUGGACGCGGUGCGGAUGGAGAUGACGGUGGAGAGCGGCAUCACGCUGCGGGAGCUCAUCGCGGCGGCCGCCGACGCCGGGCUCGCGCUGCCCUACUCACCGUACUGGUGGGGUCUGACAGUCGGCGGCAUGCUCGGCACCGGCGCGCAUGGCAGCUCGCUCUGGGGGAAAGGCAGCGCCAUCCACGAGUACGUCGUCCGGAUGCGCAUUGUCACUCCCGCUCCAGCCGCCGACGAGUACGCCAAGGUGCGAGUGCUCACGUCCGCCGACCCGGAGAUGGACGCCGCGAAGGUCUCGCUCGGCGUCCUUGGUGUCAUCUCGCAGGUGACUCUGGCGCUACAACCUUUGUUCAAGCGCUCAACUACGUUCAUCCGGCGGGACGACGAUGACCUCGCGGAGCGGAUGCCCGAGUUCGGCCGCGAGCACGAGUUCGCCGAUAUUUCCUGGUAUCCGGGUCUACGGCGAGCGGUGUACCGCCUGGAUGACAGGCUUCCCUUGAACGCUUCUGGCGAGGGUGUAUUCGACUUCAUCGGCUUCCGCCCCACCUCAACCCUGGUGAUCCGAGAAGUUCGGCUGGCGGAGGAGCUGUUGGAGCAGGAAGGCGGCCGUAACAACAAGUGCCUCAUGUCGACGGUGAUCCGCACAUCGUUGUCGGUGGCCGGGUACGGGCUGGCCCGGAGGAGCGGCUGGCCGUUCACAGGGUACCCGGUGGUAGGGCGCCAAGAUCGGAUGCAGGCGUCGGGUGGUUGUUUGACUGCGCCGGAGGACGCGCUCCGGACGGCCUGCCCUUGGGACCCUCGCGUGAGGGGCACCACCUUCUUCCACCAGACCGCCUUCAGCAUGCCCGUGAGCCGCGCCAGGGCAUUCAUCGAGGAGAUCCGGCAGCUGCGUGACCUAAACCCCGAGUCUCUCUGCGGCAUCGACAUCUACAACGGGAUCCUCAUCCGCUACAUCAAGGCGUCCACCGCGCACCUCGGGAAGGCGGCGGUGCGCGGGGAGUCGGACGACAUGGUGGAGUUCGACAUGACCUACUACCGCAGCCAGGAUCCCGGGAGGGCACGCCUCCAUGAGGACGUCCUGGAGGAGAUCGAGCAAAUGGGACUGUUCAAGUACGGUGGGCUGCCGCACUGGGGCAAGAACCGCAACCUCGCCUUCCUCGGCGUUGAACGUAAGUACCCAGGAAUGCGUGACUUCCUGCGCGUCAAGGGCGCAUAUGACCCUGACGGCCUCUUCUCCAACGAGUGGAGCGACAUGAUGCUCGGCAUUGCUAGUGGCACACCGACAAACAAUGCGCCUGGGUGUGCGUUGGAAGGAAUGUGCGUGUGCUCGCAGGAUAAACACUGCGCUCCGGAGCAAGGCUAUGUCUGCAUGCCCGGCAAGGUCUACAAGGAUGCCAGGGUCUGCACCAAAGUGUAGCCCAUGCUUCCGUAAUCCGUAUCCAUCCAUCUUGCACGGCUAACUCACACUUUGAAAUUUGGAGUACACCAAUCUCAUCGAUUGCCAAAAUUUAUACGU
Molecule: messenger RNA, 1888 nt
Organism: Hordeum vulgare subsp. vulgare (domesticated barley)
Lineage: Eukaryota; Viridiplantae; Streptophyta; Magnoliopsida; Poales; Poaceae
Product: L-gulonolactone oxidase 2-like
Exons: 2
Coding region: 8-1789 (593 amino acids)
Cellular component (GO): membrane
Molecular function (GO): D-arabinono-1,4-lactone oxidase activity; FAD binding
Source: RefSeq, a predicted model, not a curated record